Molecule: messenger RNA, 717 nt
Organism: Microsporum canis CBS 113480
Lineage: Eukaryota; Fungi; Ascomycota; Eurotiomycetes; Onygenales; Arthrodermataceae
Exons: 1
Coding region: 1-717 (238 amino acids)
Source: RefSeq, a predicted model, not a curated record
AUGAAGGCAUUCUUGGUGCUCUGUGGCUUUGCUCUGUCGCUUGUUCUCUCUGCCCCCAUCUUAGUCGUAGAUGGCAUCAGGGACAGCUCUCGACCAGCCAUCGGCUCGCAGCCUUGUAGUGCGAUCUUCGCCUUCGUCGCCGAUAGUAGGAUGCGCCAGCUGCUCAUAGAAUGCGACAAAAUGCUACUCGAGAAGUAUGCAUAUCUUGCUGACCGAUGGCUGUCUUUUUCUGCUUCCUCGCUAUCAACAACCGCAGAGCGUGUCAGCUUCAAGCCUCUAAUUUUACCCGACCGUUUGCCGACAUCCGCGCCUGGAAAGCAACUAGGCGCGCGUCCAGCAUCUACUUCUACAUCGACAACAUCACCAGCAUCGUCGAUGGUAAUAUCUGCAUAUGCGAAUAGGAUCCGCCUCGAAGACAUAGUCGCCAGCCGUGAUUUACCCGCUUUUCUCGACUGGCUUUCUGCGCGGCCUAUCAUGGCCUGGACACUCAUUGUCGCAGUGCUGAUUAUCGUCUUUUUUGUCUCAGCUGUCGUUGUUGAGAUAGCUGUUGCACUGUGGAAGGUCGUUGACUCAUCAAAUACCAAACGACGCUCCCGAUACGCGGACAGCGAGCUGUUUAGCUCGGGUGAAAUAUAUUUGCCUGGUACUGAGAAGAAGCUGCCAGCAGUCAUUUUGAUUGAUGAGCCAGAGGAGAACCUCCUUGUCCGUGGAGGAUGA